This is a messenger RNA of Neodiprion virginianus, 1194 nucleotides long. RefSeq lists its product as uncharacterized. The record is from RefSeq and is a predicted model, not a curated record. The transcript has 2 exons. Lineage: Eukaryota; Metazoa; Arthropoda; Insecta; Hymenoptera; Diprionidae. Bases 203 to 625 code for a protein of 140 amino acids.
GUUCAGUCGAUACGCAGCUAUCAUCGGGAACGGACGCGAGUCGUGAGCUGUGCGUGAAUUGGUUAUUAAUUAUUUUUUUGUUGUUUUUUUUUCUCGUUUCUUUUUUCCGUAAGAAUACCGGAAAACGUCGGGAUUCAAAGUCAAUCAAUCGAGUUGAAAUAUUGAAAAAAAAUUAACAAUCCCUCCAAUUUCCCACCGAGUCAUGAUCGGCGCUGGGGGAAAUUCGCCGUUUUUCAUUUUCCUCAUCUUUUUUCUAUCCGUCAAAUCCGCAGACCCAAAAAGGUUUCUCGCUCAGGCCUUGACCAUCGAGCCCAGCCACGACAGGCCGUGCGUCGUUGGUGACGCUUGGGCCGAGGAGUGCGUCAGCUGCGUUUGCCUCGAGGGUGGAAAAGCCUCGUGCAAAUCGUCCUUUUGCGCAACGCGUCUGCGACGCGAGCUGGACGAUUGCAAGGAGGGCGAGAUCACCCACGUGGAGUGCAACACGUGCCGGUGCAAGAACAACACGAGGGUUUGCACGAAAAAUGAUUGCGGAAAGGAGCGUCAGCCGCACGGUGGAGCGAAGCAGAAUCACGCCGGGAGGAGUUACAAGAAACGCGAAAAAAGGGCGAGACGCGUCAAGGGAUAAAUGGACUCGCCGAGAGACGCGGUUUUCGAAAUCGAACGGCUGUAUAAUUAAGGAGAAAUUCAGAAAGCUGCGCGGUGAGAAAUUGUCGCAGAAAAUGUUGCGCCUGUUCGUCGUGAAUUCCGGGAAAACUGCUUCGUCGAUUUCGAUUAAUGUUUCAUGAAAAAAAAACAAAUAAAUUGUAGGGUAUUUAGACAUGAUACGUGAAAUUUUUCAAGCUUCCACCACUUCCGGUUACGGGAUAGCGAAUAUUUCAAUUUUUCAACAAUUAUUACACGCAUCCGAAUUAUUACAGAGAAAUGACUCGAAGGAUUUGGACUAAAUUUUAGCGAUCAAGUUUUCCGUAUGGAAACGUGUCGCGAAGAUUUUGAUAUUUUCAGUACUUCUAAUUACGCGUAUUCUCAAUUUCAAGAAAACGGCGAAGUCAGAGGAAUUUUAAGGGUGAAUGAAUCCGGACUUUUUUUUUAAUUCUCGACGAGUAUAAUUCGUCUAAAAUGUCUGCAAACACAUCGAAGGUUAACUUUGUGCUGAUUAUUAUACUCAAAAUUAUGAAUAAAUUAUGCAAUGAAGAA